Emiliania huxleyi CCMP1516 is the source of this 1242-nucleotide messenger RNA. RefSeq lists its product as hypothetical. The record is from RefSeq and is a predicted model, not a curated record. The transcript has a single exon. Lineage: Eukaryota; Haptophyta; Isochrysidales; Noelaerhabdaceae. The annotation marks the transcript as partial.
AUGGAGGCGACGGCGGCGCUGACGGCGGACUCGGCGCCACAGGCGGCGAGGGAGGCGAGGGUGGCGGUGGGGACGGCGGAGGAGGUGAGGGCGGCGGCGAGGGCGGCGGUGGCGAAGGCGGCGGCGGAGAAGACGGAGGCGGCGAGGGCGGCGGCGGCGUGGGCGGCGGUGGCGAGGGCGGCGGCGGCGACGGGGGCGGCGGCGAGGGUGGCGGUGGGGACGGCGGAGGAGGUGACGGCGGCGGCGUGGGCGGCGGCGGCGAGGGCGGCGGCGGUGACGGGGGUGGGGGCGACGGCGGAGGAGGCGAUGGCGGCGGCGGCGAGGGCGGAGGGGGCGAGGGCGGAGGGGGUGAGGGCGGCGGCGGUGAGGGCGGCGGCGGCGAGGGAGGCGGCGGCGACGGGGGAGGCGGCGAGGGCGGCGGUGGCGAGGGAGGCGGCGGGGAUGGUGGGGGAGGCGAGGGCGGUGGUGGAGACGGAGGCGGGCUCGGAGGCGGCGGGCUCGGUGGUGGGGGUGAGGGCGGUGGGGGGCUUGGGGGAGGCGGCGACGGCGGCGGGGAGGGCGGCGGCGGCGACGGUGGCGGCGGCGAGGGCGGGGGUGGGCUUGGCGGUGGCGGUGACGGCGGUGGCGAUGGCGGUGGCGGCGAGGGUGGUGGCGACGGAGGUGGGGGUGAGGGCGGCGGCGGUGAGGGCGGCGGCGGCGAGGGUGGCGGCGGCGAGGGAGGCGGACUCGGCGGCGGCGGUGAGGGAGGCGGUGGCGACGGAGGUGGCGAGGGCGGCGGUGGCGAGGGAGGCGGCGAGGGAGGAGGCGGCGAGGGAGGCGGGCUCGGCGGCGGCGGUGAGGGAGGCGGGGGCGACGGAGGUGGCGGUGAGGGCGGGGGCGGCGACGGCGGCGGUGAGGGCGGUGGUGAGGGCGGCGGCGGCGAGGGAGGAGGCGGCGAGGGAGGCGGGCUCGGCGGCGGCGGUGAGGGAGGCGGGGGCGACGGAGGUGGCGGUGAGGGCGGGGGCGGCGACGGCGGCGGUGAGGGCGGUGGUGAGGGCGGCGGCGGCGAGGGAGGAGGCGGCGAGGGAGGCGGGCUCGGCGGCGGCGGUGAGGGAGGCGGGGGCGACGGAGGUGGCGGUGAGGGCGGGGGCGGCGACGGCGGCGGUGAGGGCGGCGGCGAGGGCGGCGGCGGCGAGGGAGGAGGCGGCGAGGGAGGCGGGCUCGGCGGCGGCGGUGAGGGAGGCGGUGGCGACGGAGGUGGCG